AUGAUCGACCCUUUCCACAUGUAUCUGGCGCGUCGUCCGAGCCUUCGGGCGUCCGAGACCAAGUCCAAAGCAGCAACACAAUCAGAAUCCAACUCGGCGUCCAAGAGCAGCUCCGUCGACUCCAAGUCGCAGCAGAGCUCGUACAACGGCGGUGAGAGCCUCUCGCCCGCCAGCACCACGUCCACAGACCACAUCACAAAGACCAGCCUCGCCGGCUCCUCGGGCAGCUCCACCAGCGCAGUGUCGCUCCAGCACAGGCUGCCCGAGUUCGAACACUUUCGACAGAGCUCGCCACUCAUGCCCGAGUUCUACCCGCGCACCUCCGAGUUCUUCAGCCAAGGUCGACGCCGCAGCAGCAUCGCCGUACCCGCAGACGCGUCCACCACGGCCUCUGGCCCGCCGCCCACCGCCGCCGCGUCCAAGAAGCCGGACACCUUCCACCUGCCACUCACGUUCGACGAAUCCGAUUCGCUUGUGGGCGAACAACUCCCUGUCCGUCUUGGGCUCGCACCACCCUCGCACUCGCACGGCUUGCCCGCAUCCGAGAUCACCUACAAGGCACGCGUGGGUCAUGGUCACUACUUCUACACGCCUCCGCCCAUAAGGAGAGGAUCCACCUCGUCCAAGUCGUCCACACGCGUGCAGAUGCAGCGCAGAAACACCGACACCGCCGAAUCGCCCAUCUCGGCCCAGGCAAAACCCACCCUGUCUUCGGUAGGCCUCCUCUCCUCCAGCCCAGUCUCGACGCUGAGCAGCGGCAUCGCGUCCGCGCACCGCGGUCGCGCCAGCAGCUCGGUGGAUGCCACGACCGCAUCCAGUGGCUCCAAUCCCGGCGCCACUUCGCCUCGCCCGCGCCUACCACCAACCUCGCCCGACUGCUGGCAUCCCGACGCCUACUUUAGCGUGUCGCGCGCGCGCGUCAAGGGCAAGAUGCGCGAGUAUGUCCACCACGCCUUCCCCACCUCGGUCGUGCCCUACUGGCACGGAUACAACGCCGAGACCAUCGAGGCCGAGAUGUCGACGCACCUCAACGUCCAAGCAGCGCUGCACGGCAAUACGCUGCGCGACUUCCCCGAGGGCUCGCGUCCGUGCCGCGUGCUCGACCUCGGCUGCGGACGCGGCGUGUGGUGCCUCGAGAUGGCGCGCGAGUGGAAGGCGUCCGAGUUCGUCGGCCUCGACAUCGUGCCCAUCCAGCCGCCGCUGCACCAGCUCGGCGACGCCGACCUCGAACACCGCGUCAGCUGGGUCGUCGCCAACUUCCUCGAGCCGCUCCCCUUCCCCGACGCCAGCUUCGACUACAUCCACAUCCGAUUCAUCCUCCAGGGCGUGCCCGAGGACAAGUGGGUCGACAUCUUCUCCGAGGCUCGCCGCAUCCUCGCGCCCGGCGGCGUGCUCGAGGUCGUCGAGGGCAACUACAGCUUCUUUGGCCACGCCAGCCUCGUCGACGUCAACGAGCUCAAGGACCUCGAGCACGGUCGCACCGCCAGCAAGAAGGGCGUCGGCGUCAAACUGCCUCGCCGCCUCAAGGUGCUCAACGACGCAUCCGACUCGGCCGAUGUCGACGCGAUCGAGAUCGUGCUGGAGCGAAUGAUGCAUCGCCGUUUCAUCAACCCCACGCCGCUCUCGGUCGUCCCCUCGGCGCUGCUGCUGCCCGGCUUCUCCAACGUGGCCAACGGCAAUCCGCGCCACAUCCCCGUGUAUGCCGAGUCCAAAGCACAGCGCGCACGCGCGCGCCAGGCGCGCGACGGCGCCAGCUCGUCCAACAACGCCACCUCGAGCGAGGACGAGGGCAAGCGCCAGGGCAAGUUCACCAGCCGCGGACAGAUCGGCAAGCCGCUCAACUCGCAGUUCGCCAUGACCGACGCCGACCUCUUCUGUGCGCUCGUCAUCCUGCAGCAGCUCGACCACAUCUCGUCCAGCCGCGAGCUCAUCUGGGCCGAGGCCGAGGACGAGAAGCGCAGCCUGCACGGCAUGGCGCAGCCCGAGCUGACGCGCAUGGACGCCAGCCGUCGGUUUGGCCACGGCAACCCGGCGGCGCUCAAGCCGUUUGCGCAUCCGUGGAAGAGCAAGGACCAGUUCUACCGCGCCAUGGAUGCGUGGAUCGACAGCGUGCGCGCCUCGGCCGACACGGAGAACAUGCUGCACAAGUACCUCGGCUGGGAGCAGGCGCACGAGGACCUUACCGUCGAGGGCCGCAAGUACGCCGAGCGCAGACGCAAGAUGAGCGUCACGCCCGCCGCGAUCCCGUCGCUGGGGCUCGAGUCGCUGAGGGCGGAUGCGGCGGUGGAGGCGGCGGCGGCGGCGCACGACGACCAGGAGCGCAAGGAGGCGCUCGAGGCGAUGCACGAGAUGGACAAGGCGCUGGGCGCGGAUGGCUCGAGCGCGUUUGCGGUCGCCACGACGCAUGCACACGAGGCGCCCGCACGGCUGCAGACGCACGACGACGACGACGGCGCCUCGACCAUCGUGGACAAGAAGAAGAAGCGGUCCAAGCGGCCGAGCAGCAGUGGCGGCGUGGGGUCGGGUGCAGCGGCGGGCGUGUCGACGGGGCGUGCACGUGCGUUUGGACGCGGAGGCGUGGGUGGCGGGGCGCCGCUGCCCGUGCCGCUGCCAGAUGCGCCGGCGUUCAUGGCGGGCUAUGCGUUUGCGCCGCCGGCCACCGACCCUGCUACGAUGUUCCGCGGCCCCGCGACCAAGGCGCGCGUCACUGGACGCAAGGGCUCGAGCGCCAAAUCGCACAGCGACCGCUCGUCCAUGUCGGGCAAAACCGAGAAGGAAGAUGCAAAGCCGCGUGCGCUCGAGCCAGGCGCAGUGCAGCCGGCACCGGCGAUCUCGCCGGCUGCCGAGUACGCCGCCAAGCAGAGAGUGUCGCAUGGGCUGGAGCACGAGUACCACAUGCAUCCGAGCGAGGCCGAUCGCGCACCUUCCCGACCCGUCAGCCCGACGUCGAGAUUGGCGCCCGAGCCAGCGCCCGCUCCUGUACAGACGGGCCUGGGGAGUCACCCGCCAGCUGCAGCGGCUGCGCAUGCCGUACCGGAUCGAUCGGUGAGUAUGCCCGCCACGCUGGCGCACAUGGUUCGCAUCGCCGAGCCGCCGCGUCCCAUGCCGCGCCAGUCGCGCUCCAGCUCGCGCUCCACCGCCACCGCCGUUGCCAUGAUCGGCUUCUACGACUGCACCGGAUUCCUCGCCACUGCCUAG
Moesziomyces antarcticus is the source of this 3198-nucleotide messenger RNA. RefSeq lists its product as uncharacterized. Lineage: Eukaryota; Fungi; Basidiomycota; Ustilaginomycetes; Ustilaginales; Ustilaginaceae. The transcript has a single exon. Bases 1 to 3198 code for a protein of 1065 amino acids. The record is from RefSeq and is a predicted model, not a curated record.